Messenger RNA from Staurois parvus, 322 nucleotides. The record is from the annotation of a GenBank genome assembly. Lineage: Eukaryota; Metazoa; Chordata; Amphibia; Anura; Ranidae.
AAGGUAAGUCUCACGCACGGGCGGACUGACAACUCAUGGGGCCCCCGGGCAAUAGGGGAUCAUGGGGCCCCUGUGUCCUUGCCCAAACUCAAAAAAGCCUAUGAAAAAGGUACCAGGGGCAUCUCAUGGGGCCCCCUACUGACCCCGGGCCCUCGGGCAGUGCCCGAGUUUCCAAAUGGUCAGUCCGCCCCUGGUCUCAUGAUUUCAAAAUCGGCUUUGAUGUGACCGGGGUGUUAACUGACAAAUGCGCAGUCAUGCAACGCUGUACAUAAAUGAAAUUUAUAAACAAUCAGUAACUGACAUAUUUAUUUUAUUUUCUAUU